CUGACCUAACCUCGCUUUAUGUUUUGUGUUGAUGGUGUUGAGGUGUUCAUGUAAACGUAAAUAUUUAAACGUUUUCUUGUACCAUUCGCUAUUAUUACGAUAAUUACUGCGUCUACCAGUUGUCUAUAGGUGAAAAAUAUAAUACACUAAUAAUAUGGCUGCGAUAGAGGAAGAGAAUUUUCCGAGAGGAGGGAAAGUAUUUCGGAAAAGAGCUGCACGUGAUGUUACAAACCUAUUUAACACAGGCAAAUCUCCAAAACAGAAAAAAAUAAAAAAGAAUGAACCAAAGCAAGCAGAUGAUGGAUUAGUUCAGCCUUCAUUAAACAUUAGAGGCUCAUUGACUUAUAAUAAAAUUCAAAGUGGAAUGGUUAUAAUAGGAUGCAUAAGAAACAUAAAGAAUUUCUCUUUAGAAGUGGAAUUACCUGGUUUGUGCUUUGCUACUAUAAAUAUUACUGAAAUAUCCGAUCCAUUUACCAAACACUUAAAUAAAUUAUUAGAAGACGAUGAUCCUGAAACUGGUAUAAUCCUUAACAAGAUGUUUUCCAUCGGUGAAUACUUACCUGUAAAAAUAAUACAUAUUGAACCAAGUGAAAAAGGUGGUGCACAUCUCAAAGGAACAAUUAAUCCCCGUGAGAUAUAUUUUGAAUACAAUCACACCUCAUUUAAAAAGGAAAUGCUGGUAUGGUGUUCUAUUAGUUCACAAGCAGACCAUGGUUAUGAAAUCAGUAUGGGAGUAAAAAAUACUAGAGCCUUUUUACCUUCAAAAAAUAUUGAUGACAACUCUAAAUAUUUAAUAGGGAAACCACUAUGGUGUGUUGUGCAUAAAUGUGAGUUCACUCCUUCGUCAUCCAUUUUAAGAUUGAGUUCCAAAGAUGAACAUAUGGAAAAUAGAACUACUGAAGUUGAUAAUUUACAUGACCUAAUUCCUGGAUCAAAAGUAGAACUAUUCGUUGAAAAGGUUACCUCUCAUGGUAUUCAAGGAAAAUUUUGUGAUCAAUUUAAUGGAUAUAUUAAUAAUAGUUACAUCAACAAUCUUAAGAAAAGUAUAACUGAUUAUCGUGAGGGACAACUAUUACAAUGUUAUAUUUUAUACAUUGAACCCGUUACUAAUAUAGCUCAUUUAUCAUUAUGUAAUUUCAAGACUGCAGAACAGCCAAAAGAUCUUAAUGUUGGCGAUUUAUUAACCGGAGAAGUUAUUAGUCACACGUACAACGGUAUAUUCUUUUUGUUUAAAAAUAAAUAUAAAGGAUUUGCUUCAAAUAGGAGACUUACAAGUUCAUUAACCAGAAACAAUAAUAAAGUAAGUGACGCAGUCAAAAAAAAGUAUCCAGUUGGUAGUGUUCACCAAUGCAGAAUACUAGAUUAUAAUCACGUAUUGAAUGCAUUUAUUUGUACAACAGAACAAAGUAUUGUAAAAGCAGACAUAUUUCAUCCAAAAGAUUUAACUUUAGGACAAUUGCUUAAAGUAACAAUAAUUUCAAUCAAAGAUGAAGGUCUUGUAGUUAAAUUUAGACAUUUAACAGGAUUUGUUACUAAUUUACAUAUAAGUGAUUCAGCAUAUACCGAUAAUAUUAAGAAAAAAUACAAAGAAGAUCAAAAGGUUACUUCCAGAGUCUUAAAUAUUGACGGGGACAAGGUUUUGUUUACUCUUAAACCCUCGCUUAUAAAAUGCGAUAAUUAUCUAACAACGGUUGAAGAUGCCGAAGUGGGAAAAUGUUUUACAGGGGUUGUUGCUAAAAUUCAAGAAACCGGAACCUUAGUUGCAUUUUUUGGCAAUGUAAAAGGAUGGCUUAGUAAUAAAAAUAAAAGAAAAGAUCAAAUUAAUGUCUCUAAUUAUUUUUUUAUGGGUCAAGUGAUUAAAGUGUAUAUUCGAAAUAUUGAAGGAACAAAUAUAUUCUUAAGCUUAGAUAAGCCCCAAGAGAAAGCGUUGAAAAUCGGAAGCAAAAUAUGUGGUACGGUGAAAUCUAUUGUUGAUGAAGGUAUAAACAUUACACUAGAACAUAAACACACCAAGGGCUUUAUUCCUAAUAGUCACCUGAGCUCUUAUCCGAGUUUGUGCGCUGGGAUUAAAGGUACGUUAAAACGUGGAAACAAAAUGGUUAAUUUGAUGUAUCUUGGAGGAAAGAAUCCGCAAUUGUUUUCAAGAAGCGAAUCAAUUCUAUUGAAAAAUAACAAAAUACCAAAAGUAGAUUCAGUUAAUAAAGGGGAUAAUGUAAGAUGCUUAUAUCAUUCAAGAUCUUCAGAAGGCAUAACUGUUAUUCCUUUAUUAGUGGGAUCAGCUAGUACCAUUUUAAUUCAACAUCAGCACAUAACAAAAGAAUUGGAUAUUUAUCUUCUACAACCAUACCAAGUUUUAGUAUGCAAUGUUUUACAAAAAAACGCGGAUGAAAUUAAACUAAGUAUUAAGCUUAAUAAUAUUUCCAACCAAAGUGUUGAGCUGCUCAUGAAUUCAUUUAGUUCGUUUAUAAAUGAUUAUGGUAUAUUGCAAGAGUAUGGUAAAAAUAGUGGAUGGGAUAUAUGCCAGUACAAACCAGGUUAUGAGGUUAUUUGCCAAGUAGAAAAACUUGGCUCUGCAGGUGGAUGUACGAUCUCAUUACCAAAUGGAGCAAAAGGAAUUGCAGUUCCAUCUUUAUGCCCCAAGGGCGUUAAGGAAAACGACACGAUAAAGGGAAUAGUUUUAUCCUACGAUUUUGAUAAACAUUUUGUGGAUAUAUGUCUUAGACCAGAUAUAAUCUCUAAAAUAAAUAAAAUACAAAAUGGGUCUACGAAAUCAACAAUACCCUCUUCAAUAGCAGAAAAACUUUUGGUAAAAGGUGAACAUAUUGUUGCUGUUCUAAAACAUAAAGAAUGCAAUAAACAGUUAAUAUAUUUGCCUCUUAGAAUACCCGAAUUUAAUUUUGCGGGAUGUGAUUCAUUUUAUUUAAAUAAGAGAUUUAAAGUUUGUAUUUGCAGCAAGGUUGAUGGAAAAUUUGUUGGAAUUGCCAAAAAAUUGUUCAUAAAAAUGGAUAAAUCAUUAGAUAAACAACUUCCUGUCAAGAAUAACACCCAAAAAAUAAAACCUAAAAAUAACGAAGUUGUUAAAGCUGUAGAAGAACAUGCUGUAGAAGCUGUAGAAGAACAUGCUGUAGAAGCUGUAGAACAUAAAAUCGAGCUGGAAAAUAUAACAGAGACUGAAACUGUUAAUAAUGUUAUAAAUAACGCUGUUGAAACAGAUUUACCUGAAAAACAUAUACCUGUUGUUUUACCUGGAAUUACGUCGUUUUUUAAUUCGUCUAAACAGGAAAUAUCUUAUGAUGAUUCAUCGUCAGAUGAAGCCAGUAAUGAACCUGUUCAACCAAAAAAGAAGAAAAUAUCUCGUGAUGAAAGAAAUGCAGAACGUUUGAAACAAGAAGAGAUUAUUUCCAAAAUUGAAUUGAGUCUUGCCGACACGUCAAAACCUCCUGAAAGUGCAGAAGAAUUUGACAGAUUGCUUUUGGCUAAUCCUAACUCGUCCGAACUUUGGAUCAAAUACAUUAGCUUUCAUAUUGCUGCAACAGAGGUAGAUAAGGCCAGAUCGAUAGCCAAAAGAGCAUUAGAUUCAAUUAAUAUGACUUAUACAGAAGAGAAAUUUAAUAUUUGGAUUGUGUUAUUAAAUUUAGAAAAUGCAUUUGGUACUAAGGAAUCUUUUGAUAGAGUAUUAGAUGAAGCUUUAAAAUUUAAUGAACCUUUAAACAUAUAUUUGAGGAUAAUUCAGAUGUUUGCUGAAGAAGGUAAAUACACUGAAAUGGAGGAAAAAGUUAAGAAAAUACGAAGCAAAUAUAAACAGGACCAAUUGAUGUGGUUAGAGCUGGGGAAGAUAUAUUAUCAGAUAGGCAAAUAUAAAGAAGCAAGAAAUUGUAAAGACAGUGCACUUAGAUCAUUAGCAGACAAAAAGACACAAAUGAAUAUCAUUGUGCGUUUUGCGAUACUAGAAUUUAAAUAUGGAGAAGUAGACCAAGCUUGUGCAAUAUUUGAAUCAAUUCUAACAACAGAUCCAAGAAAAGUAAAUAUUUGGAUUACAUAUGUAGAUCAGUUAAUUAAAAAAAAUCACAUUGAACAAGCUAGACAAGUGUUGGAAAGAGCGGCAUUGCAGAAGUUACCAUUGAGGAGCAUGAAAUCUCUAUUCAUGAAGUUUAGAAAAUUUGAAGAAGAAUAUGGAACUCCCGAAAGUGUAAAUGUUGUUAAAGAUAGAGUUCAAGAAUAUAUUGUAAGUCUUGAAAAAUAAAAAUUAUAUCUAAGUUA
Molecule: messenger RNA, 4260 nt
Organism: Sitophilus oryzae (rice weevil)
Lineage: Eukaryota; Metazoa; Arthropoda; Insecta; Coleoptera; Curculionidae
Gene: Rrp5
Product: protein RRP5 homolog
Exons: 18
Coding region: 155-4243 (1362 amino acids)
Biological process (GO): rRNA processing
Cellular component (GO): nucleus; small-subunit processome; nucleolus
Molecular function (GO): protein binding; RNA binding
Source: RefSeq, a predicted model, not a curated record